CUCCACCCGGGCCGGUCGCCAGCCGGCAUAAAUACCGACCCCCUCCCCUCCUCCAAUCCUCACAACAGCUCCCAGGCACGGAACCAACAAAUCCCCACCCAAUCUCGUCUCCGAUCGACUCCACGCUCGUCGAAUACUCCUCCCCCACCGCCUCAAGAUGCAGAUCUUUGUGAAGACCCUCACUGGCAAGACCAUCACCCUAGAGGUUGAGAGCUCCGACACCAUAGACAACGUCAAGGCCAAGAUCCAGGACAAGGAGGGCAUUCCCCCGGACCAGCAGCGUCUCAUCUUCGCUGGCAAGCAGCUGGAGGAUGGCCGUACCCUCGCCGACUACAAUAUCCAGAAGGAGUCCACCCUCCACCUUGUGCUGCGCCUGCGUGGUGGCAUGCAGAUCUUCGUGAAGACCCUCACCGGCAAGACCAUCACCCUGGAGGUUGAGAGCUCCGACACAAUCGACAAUGUCAAGGCCAAGAUCCAGGACAAGGAGGGCAUUCCCCCGGACCAGCAGCGCCUGAUCUUUGCUGGCAAGCAGCUGGAGGAUGGUCGCACCCUCGCAGACUACAACAUCCAGAAGGAGUCCACCCUCCACCUGGUGCUCCGUCUUCGCGGUGGUCAGUAAUUGCCCUGUCGUUUGAGCUGCUGGUUUAUCCUGGUCGUCCGGUGGGCGGUGCCCUGUCGUUCAGUAGAACUGUUUUCUCGUUCGUGUGAGUCCUACUGUGUUGGUUUGAAAACUGUCGAAUCCCCGUGUCAGUCCUACUGCGUUGGUUUAGCGAACUAUCUGUUGGUUGAAACCGUUGCUGGCACAUCAGUAUCGUUAUAAGUAAUGAAUAAGUGAACUUCAGAUAUUGCUCUUA
This is a messenger RNA of Triticum dicoccoides, 854 nucleotides long. Its product is annotated as polyubiquitin-like. The transcript has 3 exons. NCBI's taxonomy places the organism in Eukaryota, Viridiplantae, Streptophyta, Magnoliopsida, Poales, Poaceae. Gene Ontology annotation, molecular function: protein binding. The coding region runs from base 158 to 619 and encodes 153 amino acids. The record is from RefSeq and is a predicted model, not a curated record.